AUGAUAAUUUGUAAAAAGAUUUUUAAUGAGUCCACUAAAUUAUGGAAACCUAAAUAUUUCAAUAAUAACAUAAAAUGGUAUCAAAGUAUUAAUAAAGAAAAAAGUGUUAAUAGAAUAUAUACUCAAAAAAAGAUAACAAAAAGAGAGAAAUUAUUAGGAAAUAUAAAACCAUUUAUAAAUGAUAAAUAUGAUAAUCCUGAAUGUAAUGUGAUUGCUUAUUAUUUAAAUAAUUUUUUAAAUUUGAAUAUAUUAAAAAGUGCAUAUGAAAAUAUUGGUUGUAAGGUUUUAUAUAAAGAACCAUAUUUAUAUGUAGAAAGUUGUGAAUAUUUUAAACAACAGAAUAGUUCAGCUGUAUUUUUUAAAAAUGGAUGUGUUGUGAUAUGGAAUAUGAAUAAAAAGAAUAUGAAGAAUUUUUUAUAUUUUUGUAAAAGUUAUAUAAAUAUAAAUGAAGAUAUAGAUAAUUAUGAUUUUGAAGAAUUACAAGUACAAAAUGUGAAUAAUAAAAGUUAUGUAUCAAAUUCUAUUAUUUAUUUAACAAUGAAUAAUUAUAGAAUUACUGAUAAAAUUUCUUUUUCAUUUGGAUUAUUAAGUGCUGUGAGAUUAAAUAAUUUAGAAAAAAAAAUUGAAAAUAAAUUACUCUAUGAAAAUAAUAAUAUCGAAAUAUUAAAAAAAAAAAUUAAAUCAACUAAUUUGGAUUUAUUAUCAAAACAACUUUUUUCUUCUAAAAUUACUUUACAUAAUCUAAGAUAUGAAUUAAAUAUUGAACAAGAUAUACUUGAUGUACCAGAAACAUUAUGGGAGUUAGAAUAUCAGAAAAAAUUAUUUCUAAAUAUUCUUAAUAUCUUUGAUAUAAAACAAAGGGUUGAUUUAUUAAAUCAUAGAUUAUCUUGGACAUUUGAUUAUUUAAAUUCAUUUCUUGAUUAUGUUAAUCAAAAACAUUCUUCAAGGUUGGAAAGAAUUAUUAUCAUGAUUAUUGGUUUGGAGUUAAUUCUCGGUAUCAUGCAAAUGAUUAAAACAGUAGAUUUAGGACUUGACAAAAAAAAAGGAAAGUCAAAAUAUAUAAUAAUAUAA
Plasmodium adleri (nom. inval.) is the source of this 1071-nucleotide messenger RNA. Its product is annotated as conserved protein, unknown function. The transcript has a single exon. Lineage: Eukaryota; Apicomplexa; Aconoidasida; Haemosporida; Plasmodiidae. The record is from RefSeq and is a predicted model, not a curated record. The coding region runs from base 1 to 1071 and encodes 356 amino acids.